AUGCUUCUCUUCCUUGUUUUGUUUGACGCACUUGCCGAUGCCAUGCCCAUCACCACAGAAGAUGCAAAUUCUCACCGCAAUCCACCUGAAUCUUUCAGAGUUAUGUCGAGGAAACUCGCAACCGGCGCAGUCGACCUGGCCCGGCGCUCCGUCUGUGAAGUCGACCCGGACACCGGCACGACCAUCGACUGCCCGCCCGUCCACUCCGUCUUGCGCGCCAUCCUAGCCGUCCUCCUUCUCUUUGUAUUCCUGGUCCUGCUUCACGUCUGGCAAGCCGCCAAGUACAACAAGAUUCACGCCGUCUUUGGCGCAUACGUUGACGACACGCAGAGUAGCGCUAAGCCGGAUUACAUUCUCCUAGAAGAGCCGAAUUCGCCAUGA
Messenger RNA from Cordyceps fumosorosea ARSEF 2679, 381 nucleotides. RefSeq lists its product as hypothetical. Bases 1 to 381 code for a protein of 126 amino acids. The record is from RefSeq and is a predicted model, not a curated record. Lineage: Eukaryota; Fungi; Ascomycota; Sordariomycetes; Hypocreales; Cordycipitaceae. The transcript has 2 exons.